Molecule: messenger RNA, 3168 nt
Organism: Carlito syrichta (Philippine tarsier)
Lineage: Eukaryota; Metazoa; Chordata; Mammalia; Primates; Tarsiidae
Gene: CHRM1
Product: cholinergic receptor muscarinic 1
Exons: 2
Coding region: 740-2122 (460 amino acids)
Biological process (GO): saliva secretion; cognition; chemical synaptic transmission
Cellular component (GO): plasma membrane; synapse; dendrite
Molecular function (GO): G protein-coupled serotonin receptor activity; G protein-coupled acetylcholine receptor activity
Source: RefSeq, a predicted model, not a curated record
AAUCUAGCUGCCUCGCAGCAGGGAGGAAGAGCAGGGUGUGUGGCUGGGUGGGUGGGCGCGUGGGCAUGUGCAGGGGGGAGGGCGUGUGUGCAAGGGAAGCAGGCAUGUGAAUGCCCGAGCAUGUGUGUUGGGGCAUGGUGCACACGGAUUGGGGGCUCUAGGUUGAGUGGGGGAAGGAGUCCUGGGAAACAGAGUGUGCCUUUGUGAGGGUGUGUGUGUGCCGCCGGGUCUGUGUGCAGUGGGUGUGGGUGUUUGUCUCCCUGUAUCCGCCUUCUCUCCCAUCCUGGACUUUUAGCCUUCCUGGGCUCGCCUUCCUCAUGUCCUGCCUCUUUCCUCUCCGGGCUCGAAUUGGGUGCCCUGGUGGAGGAGGGGGACAUGCUCCAGGACCUAGUCCAACCCCAGACGCUGCCUGAGGCUUCCCUCCAGCUCCCCCUCCCUUCCUUCUCUCCCUUUCCUCCCUCCCUCUCUUUCCCUUUCUCCCUCCCCCCCCAGGCUGGCGUGCCAGGGGGUGGGACAUGCCAAUCACUGGCUGUGCCUCUCCCGCUGCCAGCACAGGGCGCAGCUCCCCCCCGGGAGCCAGGUGUUUGGGUCCCCGGAGACGCCGCCGGCCCCUGGGGAGGCAGUGGGGCUGAGGACCCCACAGACCCCUCUCCAGCCCUAUGGUGAUGACCUUCCUCUGAGGAAACCCUGUAGCCUGACUGGAGGAAAGGGCUCCCCUGCCCCAGCUCCACCUGCCACCAUGAACACCUCAGCCCCACCCGCCGUCAGCCCCAACAUCACCGUCCUGGCACCGGGAAAGGGUCCCUGGCAAGUGGCCUUCAUUGGGAUCACCACAGGCCUCCUGUCACUGGCCACAGUGACAGGCAAUCUGUUGGUACUCAUCUCCUUCAAGGUCAACACGGAGCUCAAGACAGUCAAUAACUACUUCCUGCUGAGCUUGGCCUGCGCAGACCUCAUCAUUGGCACCUUUUCCAUGAACCUCUACACCACGUACCUGCUCAUGGGCCACUGGGCUCUGGGCACGCUGGCUUGUGACCUCUGGCUGGCCCUGGACUAUGUGGCCAGCAACGCCUCUGUCAUGAAUCUGCUGCUCAUCAGCUUUGACCGAUACUUCUCUGUGACCCGACCCCUGAGCUACCGCGCCAAGCGCACACCCCGCAGGGCAGCUCUGAUGAUCGGCCUGGCCUGGCUGGUUUCCUUUGUCCUCUGGGCCCCAGCCAUCCUCUUCUGGCAGUACCUGGUAGGGGAGCGGACAGUGCUGGCCGGGGAGUGCUACAUCCAGUUCCUCUCCCAGCCCAUCAUCACCUUUGGCACGGCCAUGGCCGCCUUCUACCUCCCUGUCACGGUCAUGUGCACACUCUACUGGCGCAUCUACCGGGAGACGGAGAACCGGGCACGGGAGCUAGCGGCCCUUCAGGGCUCCGAGACACCUGGCAAAGGGGGUGGCAGCAGCAGCAGCUCGGAGAGGUCCCAGCCAGGGGCUGAGGGCUCACAAGAGACUCCUCCAGGCCGCUGCUGCCACUGCUGCCGAGCCCCCAGGCUGCUGCAGGCCUACAGCUGGAAGGAAGAGGAAGAAGAGGAUGAAGGUUCCAUGGAGUCCCUCACGUCCUCGGAGGGUGAGGAGCCCGGCUCCGAAGUGGUGAUCAAGAUGCCCAUGGUGGACCCCGAGGUGCAGGCUCCUGCCAAGCAGCCCCCCAGGAGCUCCCCAAAUACAGUCAAGAGGCCGACCAGGAAGGGGCGUGAUGGAGCUGGCAAGAGCCAGAAGCCCCGCGGGAAGGAGCAGCUGGCCAAGCGGAAGACCUUCUCGCUGGUCAAGGAGAAGAAGGCGGCUCGGACCCUGAGUGCCAUCCUGCUGGCCUUCAUCCUCACCUGGACGCCGUACAACAUCAUGGUGCUGGUGUCCACCUUCUGCAAGGACUGUGUUCCCGAGACCCUGUGGGAACUGGGCUACUGGCUGUGCUACGUCAACAGCACCAUCAACCCCAUGUGCUACGCACUCUGCAACAAAGCCUUCCGGGACACCUUCCGCCUGCUGCUGCUCUGCCGCUGGGACAAGAGACGCUGGCGCAAGAUCCCCAAGCGCCCUGGCUCCGUGCACCGCACCCCCUCCCGCCAGUGCUGAUGGCCCCCUGCCCUGCAUCCCUCCACCCCAGUCGCCGGGAGAGGCAGGUGGGAAGCGGGCAGGGGCUGCAUCCUCAGCCCCAGGGCCCUGCUCAGGCCUCACCGGCUUCCCAGGCCCCAGGGUCACCUUCCUGGGCAGCCCAGAGAGACCCUGCCAACUUUCCAAACCUUGCCAUUCCCAGGCAGGAAGCGAAACCCGGGGAACUGGUUUUUCUGAACCCCGCUGGGUGGGAAUGGGCUCUUCACCAGAAAGAAGUCCCGAGAGGCGGAUCCGGGCUUUGGACUCCUUGUUUGCCUUUAGGCAGGAAGUCAGGAGCCAGCAAGGCCGGCCAGGAGAAAGAAGGCUUAACCUGACAGUCUUCCCAGGCCCCGGGGCUCCCCGAUUGUCGUGUGAGGUGGCGCCCCCUGCAGGCUGCAGCCUGGAACUGACACCGACCCCUGAGAGGAAAACUUGGCUAUAGGGAGCCGGGGAUCCCUAGUUGGGGAUCUCCUCCCACCAUAGGCAGAGCCCGCCCAGCUGGGCCCUAGUCUCACUCUGCAGGAUCUCCUAGCCUCCUUGCAAAUGUCCCCAGAGCAUCCCUAUGUGGGUCGCCUCCAAGGCACUUCUCCAAGCAUCAGCAGGAUGAUGACACCAGAGGGGUCCAGUCUGGCUAGUCACACGUCAAGUCCCAAAGCAGCAGCAGGACCAGGUGCCAAUGUCAUUUCCCGGGGAGUGGGGGGGCAGGGGUGCCUGCUAUCCAGUCCCACACCCACACCCCUGCCCCGGAGAAACCUCAGUCCCUAACCUCCUGGCUCACAGCCACCACCUGGAUGGAUCUGCUCUGUGCAGAUCUAGCCAGGCCUCCCGCAUGCUGCCUGCCUCCAGCCCUGCCCCACACAGGCCUGGCCCAGCCAGCAGGUUCUGUCCUGUGAGCUCCCCAAUAUGACCCAUGCAUGGCCUCCCAGCCACCCUGAUCUCCAGGCCCAGCCUGGCCCCAAGUGUUCUCUCCUUCCAUCCUCAGCAAGUGCUGAGUCUGUGAAUAAAGCCACAUAACCAGCGGGCACUAA